Scheffersomyces amazonensis is the source of this 1583-nucleotide messenger RNA. RefSeq lists its product as uncharacterized. The coding region runs from base 109 to 1401 and encodes 430 amino acids. Gene Ontology annotation, biological process: tRNA modification; RNA (guanine-N7)-methylation. The transcript has a single exon. NCBI's taxonomy places the organism in Eukaryota, Fungi, Ascomycota, Pichiomycetes, Serinales, Debaryomycetaceae. The record is from RefSeq and is a predicted model, not a curated record. Gene Ontology annotation, cellular component: cytosol; tRNA methyltransferase complex; nucleus. Gene Ontology annotation, molecular function: protein binding.
AUUAAAAAAUUGAAAAAUUAAAAAAACCAGUAAAAUUUUUAUCAACGCUUUACAUAAACUGGACAUAUAUUGCCUAGUACUAUUACCCAUAUAACUGUAAGUGUAUCAAUGAAGCAUCCAUUCCAAAUUGUGCUUGCUAAUGAAGCAGGUACACACCUUUUCAGUUCUGUGAAAAAUCAAAUUUUGGUGUUUGGAUUGACAGGAGCAUCGCAAGGUAAGUUAAUAGGAUCAUGGAUUGAUCCUGUUGAUAAUUUACAACCAUUACAGAAACAACAACAAGAAAAAAUAAAGAAGCUUGUAACCGAAGUUGAAGAUGGUGAUAAAAAAGUUAAAGUUCCAAAGAUUCCAACUCCUGGACCUGGAGCUCCACCAAUUUAUAAUUAUAUUCGUUCAUUAUAUUUAAGUCAUCAAGAUAAAUAUUUAAUUGGUAUAAGUGAUAGUGAUAAAUCUGUACUUGUAUUUGAAAUAGAUUAUCAAAAUAAUGAGAAUUGUAUUAAUCUUAUAAAACGUCAAAUAUUUCCUAAAAGACCAAGUUCUAUUACGGUUGAUGAAGAAGAUGAUACAAUUAUAGUUGCUGAUAAAUUUGGUGAUGUAUAUUCUAUGGAUAUUAAAGGUCCAGUCAUUGAUGAUGAAAAGAAAUUGGCUCCUAUAUUGGGUCAUGUAUCUAUGCUUAGUGAAGUAUUAAUUGUUAAACGUAAUGCUAAGAAAUUUAUCAUUACUGGUGAUAGAGAUGAACAUAUUAGAAUUACUAAUUAUCCUAAAACUUAUGUUGUAAAAGAUUGGUUAUUUGGUGCUGAUCAUAAAGAAUUCAUUAGUGUAUUGAAUAUUCCUAAAUUUGAUGAUUCAUUAUUAAUCAGUGGUGGAGGUGAUGAUUUCAUAAGUUUAUGGAAUUGGCAUGAAUCUAAAUUCAUUACUAAAUUUAGUAUAAAAGAUUAUGUCACUCAAUUCUUAACUGAUAGUCAUUUACCACCUGAAAGAUUCUUAACUGAAGAAUCAGAAAGAGAAAUGUGUAUUUCUGAGUUAAUUGUAUUAACUUCUGAUUCAAAACAUUACAUUGUUAUAUUAUGUGAAAAUAUUCCUGCAUUAAUAUUACUUGAAUUAACUUCCGAUUUAACUUUUAACUAUGUACAAACUUUUACCACUACAUUCUCCAUUGUUGAUAUAACUGCCAUUGAAGAAUCUGGUACUAUCAUUGCUUCAGUUGAUAAUGAACAAGAUGGUGAAGACAAGAACUUGAUACAAUUCUAUAAACUUUCCAAUGGUAAAUUGCAAGAUGCUUCUAUAAGUAAUGCAUCAAUCUCUACUAGCAUUACCGAAUUAAAUCCUGAAAUUGUUGAAUCAAGACAUGAUUUCUAUCCUUUAUAUAGUGUCAACACCUUGAGAAAGAGAAGUGAACACUAAUUGUAUAUAGUUUACUCAAUGAUAAUAAUGGAUAUAUAGUCAAGAAGUUUGUAGAAGCUUAAAGCCGACCCCACGCGCGGAUGUCUCACUCUCACCAAAACAAUACAAUCAGAUAAGGAAAACGACAAAGCCGUUUGCGCAUUAUCGCAGAGACAUUUUUAGGGGAUUAAUAAUAAAGGGGG